CUCGAAAAAUGUGUCAACAAUGAAUGCAACAAUGGCGCCACUCACAACGACUAUAUCGCCACUAUAUGAAGAACAUGAUGAUCCAUACAUCAACUACAGUUUGUGCUACACACCAUUGCAUGACGAAACAUAUAAAACGUUCUCCGUGAUUCUCAAUGGAUACAUAACAACCGGUGUCAUAUUGUUCGGAACGAUCGGAAAUCUGAAUGGUGUCAAAAGUGUGCAUGUCACCUCGUUGGACAAGAACCGCGGAGUGGUUUUGGCAGUUUCCAUGCUGGCGCUGGCCUUCUGGGAUACUGUACUCUUGUGGUCCGCGUUUUUCUACUACGGUGCAAAGAAGUUGAACGUGUUGAACAAUCUUUAUCUGGAUCGGCUCAACACAAUUAUUCCAUACUUUCAUGCACUGUCACACGUGGCAAAUACUGCAUCGAUAUGGUGUGUUGUUGCAAUAACGAUACAAAGAUUCAUGGCCACCAGAGAUCCCUUCCGAACUUCUCGAACAACGGUGAUAGUUCAAUCAUUUCGAACUGAACGACGAAUAUCAUUCAUAUACUGUGCAACAUAUCGGAGGCUAUUCAAAAUGCCACUCUAUGUAUCCUUAUGUGCUCUGCUGUUCAAUCUCCCGGCAUUUUUCGAGAUCCGAAGCAAGUCUUGUUUCAACAGGGAUACCAAUGAAACAUUGGUGACUCUAAGUCCAACAAGGCUUCGAACAAAUCCAUACUUUACUGUGUACCGAGUCUGCUCGAGAAUGCUUAUGGUAUCAGUUGGGCCGAAUAUUCUGAUAGUGUGCAUUAGUGCACUGACGCUUUGGUUCCUCAGGGGAUCGAAUCGAUCGCGACGGCAAUUGUUCCAAAUGACGGAUAACCUAUUAGAACGAUAUGCUUCACGGGAAAGUAUGAACACUAUGAUUUCUGUGAUGCUUGUGGUGAAGUUCAUAUUAUUCCGAAGCUUGACAUUCUUCUUGGACAUAAUGGAAGUCACAGUUGUCAUGAUGGAUAACUAUUAUAUUAUUGAUAUUAGUAAUAUCUUGAUCCUGGUGAAUUCUGCGACGAAUUGUCUGAUCUACCUUAAAGCGACCGAAUGGCUGAAUUCCCGGUUUGUAGAACGGAAAACUAUCAAGCGAAAGAAGACUAUAUGUGAUUCUGGACAACUUCUCGGAGACAGGUUGUCCAUUUUGAAGUCAUCUUGGGAAAAAGCGAACGAGAUGACAAAUGGAGAAAUUGGAGUGAGAGUCGCGUGGAACAUGGUUCGGAAACAUCCGAAUUUGUGUAAAAACGAUGAACCCGAAAAAGUCUCCCUUCUAAACGGUUCAUGUAAACGUAGUAUCGAUCAUGCCAAGUUUCAAGAGAUCGGAGGUCGAAUCACCUCCUUCAUAUCAGAGCUGCUUGAGCUCAUGCAAAAUAAUCAACCAGAAAGCUAUAUUGUUAUGAGAAUCCGUCGUGUCGGUGCGGUGCAUUAUGAUAAGGGAAUUGUGUUCACAUCGUCCGUUUGGAAAGAAUUCAAGCACACAAUUCAGACGAUCAUAUCAGAAGUUCAAUUCUCGUCACCACAGGAACGAGAAGCUGCUCUCGACGCAUGGAACAUCUUCAUCUCAUUCAUAAUACGAGAGAUGAAAAUGGGAAUUUGGGCAAUUGGUGACACAAUUGGUCAAAUGCCAUGACUUUUUCCUAGAUCUCGCUUGGUUUUCUUUUUUGCUUCAAAAAACUUGUAUACUUCCUUGUAAUUCUCCUCACAUGUUUAGUCAUUUAUUUGUUUCUUUUUUGCCUUAUCAGCUUUUUGUACUUUUGCGCUAUUCCGUCACUCACCAAAACUGAUCCCUUUUUUACGAGUAUGUGCCAUACCGAACCCCGACGCCAUAUAAUAAAGCAUUAUUUGUUUUAAAAAAU
This is a messenger RNA of Caenorhabditis elegans, 1886 nucleotides long. RefSeq names its product G-protein coupled receptors family 1 profile domain-containing protein (gene glb-33). Lineage: Eukaryota; Metazoa; Nematoda; Chromadorea; Rhabditida; Rhabditidae. The record is from RefSeq and is marked reviewed. Gene Ontology annotation, cellular component: membrane. Gene Ontology annotation, biological process: signal transduction; G protein-coupled receptor signaling pathway. Gene Ontology annotation, molecular function: heme binding; G protein-coupled receptor activity; oxygen binding.